AAUAGGGUGCUUUUUUUUUUGAAGGGGAUUGACUACUUGAAGUACGACAAUUGCUAUUAUGAUGGUUCGAAACCUCAAACGAGAUAUGCUGCAACGAGUCAUGCAUUGAGAAAUGCCGGUCGGCCGAUAUUUUAGUCUUUAUGUGAAUGGGGAUAAGAGGAUCCUGCAAAAUGGGCUAGUUCUUAUGGUCAUACUUGGAGGACUACUGGGGAUAUCAAUGAUACCUGGGCAAGUAUCACAUCGAUUGCAGAUUCGAAUAACCUUUGGGGGAGAUAUGCUGGACCUGGCAGGUGGAAUGAUCCCGACAUGCUGGAAGUGGGCAAUGGAGGGAUGAGCAUCGAGGAAUACCGAUCUCAUUUUAGUAUUUGGGCUCUUAUGAAGGCUCCUCUCCUGAUCGGAUGCGAUGUUCGAACCUUGAGUAAAAGGACUCUAAGUAUCCUCGGGAACAAGGAAGUGAUCGAUGUUAACCAGGACUCGCUAGGUGUUCAAGGGAGGAAAAUACGAUCCAACAGGGCCCUAGAGGUAUGGGCAGGGCCUUUAUUAGGGAAAAGGGUGGUGGUAGUGUUAUGGAAUAGAAGCCAAACUAGAGCACUUAUAUCUGUCGGAUGGAGGGAAAUCGGACUCUCCCCUUCAAGUCUGGUCGCAGUUCGAGACUUGUGGAACCAUUCGUUUGUUUGGAUGAGUAAGCGUUACAGAAUGACCGCCGCUGAAGCUUGCAAGAUGUAUAUUAUGACAGCAGUUAGAGGCUGAAGGAGGAUCUUAAGGAACAUUUUCACAAUAUUUAUAGCAUAGUGAUGAGUCAUUAAAAGUUGUAUCGCUUUAUUCUUAACCAAUAGUUGUGAUUAUUCAAAUAUAAUAUUUAUUUAGGCA
Messenger RNA from Hibiscus syriacus, 870 nucleotides. Its product is annotated as alpha-galactosidase 2-like. Lineage: Eukaryota; Viridiplantae; Streptophyta; Magnoliopsida; Malvales; Malvaceae. Gene Ontology annotation, biological process: carbohydrate metabolic process. The record is from RefSeq and is a predicted model, not a curated record. The transcript has 8 exons. The coding region runs from base 307 to 750 and encodes 147 amino acids. Gene Ontology annotation, molecular function: hydrolase activity, hydrolyzing O-glycosyl compounds.